AUGGAUCCUUUUACCCAGCGAAUUCUUGAAAAGGCAGAACAACGUAGUAGACUUUUAGGUAUAAGUAAGGCAAGUAAACAUCCCCUUGUCGAGAGUGCCGGAGAGUUUAACACUGCCAAAUCCGUCGAAGUCGGUGAUGUGGAAAAUAGAACUCAACAAAAACAAACAUUCCAAACACAGCAGAUAACUGUUCAGCCUGUUGUAGCGGCAUCUUUGCAAGCUACAUCACAUAAAGGAACCAGCGCAAAAAGUGAAAGUGGUUUAAAUUGCAAUAAGUUGGAAGUUAUUGAAAAGGCUGUUAAUAAUACAGCGAGUUUGUCAAAUACGGAGCAAAAAGUUCACCGUCAGUUUUCGGCGGUGAAUAAAGAAAAUAUAGAUUUGGGAAUUGAAAUCAAUAUAGUGACAAAUAAAAACAUGGAGGUUGAAGUCCAAGUAGAAGAGCAAAAUAUUGUCAAUAAUGAUGUCAGCCACAUUAAAACAGCAUUGGAACAAACGACAUCUAAAAUACGAGAUACUUCACGAAGUCGUUUACAGCGCCUUGGUGCACUUUAUGCCAACCCCAAUGACCUUUCAUCGCCAAUACACCGAACUGAGGGGGAUUUCCAUUCUGAUUCUCCUGUUGAUGAAUGUGACGGGAAAAGUACUAAACGUUCCAAACAACGUUUAGGAAAAUUAGUCGAACUUGCGAGUUCUAUCAAUCAGUGGGAAGAUGACACUUCUCAUCACGACCCGCAUCCACUAAGUUUACAACCGCCACCUAAGCCAGAUUUACCAAGUAGAAAAAUUUCAAAUGUACCGGUAGCUAAUUUACAAGGUACGUCAUUAUCAAACAAUACAUAUAAAGAGGGAUAUGAACACACAUCAGAGAAGUUGUCAUCGAAGGAAAAAAAACCAGGGAAUACCACACAACCGCCUUGUAAUACAAAACAAUUGACAUGGGAUCCCCUGUUGUUUAAUUCACUUGAAGCCCAGGGAUUUCAAAGACGUAAAUCAUCUGUUGUGAAACUUGCUUAUGACUACACAAAAGAUGAAAAAAGUGAGUCGAUAGAAAAACAAGGGGAUGAUGAUGUAAAAAAUGCUGCACAUCAGCCUAAAGUGGCUAAGUUGGCCAGCACGUUUUCGAAAAUUUUGGAGGAUAAAUGUAAUAUGGUUGACCAUAAGGAACGUAAAUUCACAAAUGUUAAUAUUGGUUUAGUUUCUGGACGAACGGCUGCCUUUGAAAAAAAAGUUAGCGCUUGUCAAGAAGCACAAAGGCCACAAAAAGAUCCGACAGAAUUGUCGCUCAAGGAACGUAUGCAAUUAUUUGAACGGAAUAAAGGGGAAGCCCUUAUUCCCAAAGCUGCUCUCGGAAUGGCUCCGUCUAUAAGCAAAAUUCAGAAUGAGAACAUUGUGCAACAUAGAGGAGAUGGUGCCAAAGCAACUAAUGCCGACAUUUUGUUUACUAAUGGAAAUUUAAAUUUGAAAACAUUGAAACCCAGCAACGAAAGUAAAUUGCGUGAAAAAGUAGCUGCGCUUGUUUCAAACACAUCUACCAUGGCAGAGAGCAAAAUAAAAUCUGAUAUACAGAAGCAACGUAAAAAUGAUAUGCAAGUUAUUGCAAAUCGUUUUCACAAACAAAAAUAUAUAAAUGAAAGCAAAGAGAAUAUAUUGGAGGCAUCUGGAACUAAAGAAAAAUUGCUUAAUUUUCACAAUACGAAAAAUACCACCAUCGCACAUCCCCCGUCACCACCACCACCACCUCCGAUGCCCAUAGAAAGUUUGACUAUGAAAAACAAACGGCAUUCUCCUAGCGAAGUUAAUGACGAGGAAAGCAAACGCGCACGCAAAACUGCUGUAAGUCGUCUGUAUCCGGCACUAUCAGAUUUGGAAUCGAGAAACUUGGCAUCGGAAUCGAAUAGAGACAGUGGUGCCACUACUGCAAUUAUGUCUGACCACAGUACCGCAGAUGAACAUGGUCAGAUGCUAACUAAAAAACAUGGAACUAGCGACUUAGAUAGUAUGAAUGGAGAUGGAAGUGACAUGUAUUCAGAGGAGGCAGAUGAUAGCAGCAUAGAUAUCUGCAACAUUAGUUUGGGGCGUGAGAUAAUGCAUGCUGUACAAAAGAAUGACGAUCACCAAAAAAAACAUCAGCAAGACAAACAAAUGGAGCAGAUAUCUUGUGGUGAUAACGAAUAUUUUGGCUGUGAAGAUAGCUCAUUGAAUUCUUCUGAAACUUCAUUGGGUAUUAACGAUUACUUAGAUGAAGCUUUGGAAGAAGAUGGCAUUGAUGACAACACACAGGGAAGCUGUGAUUAUGCGAAUGAAUCUGAAAGUAUAAUUCAUCUGUCAAAAGAAAAUAAAGGGACAACUGCUUCCAAUAGCUUUUCUUUUCAUAAAUCAUCAAAAAAAGACGAAAAUUAUAAAAUUGCAACAGAAGAAAAUAAGAUAUCACCAAUUCCAAAUUCAGCAACCUCUUUGUACGUGACACAACCGGUAAAAUCUGAAAUGAGUAUCAAUCGCGAAAACGAGAACAAUAUCGUCACCUUGGUACAUACAGUCAGUUUUUACAGACGCCAACAGAGCGAUAAUAGCGCUAAUUCUACUCCAAUUCGAAAGGUGAGUAAAGAAAGGAAGAUCUUACGCUCCGAUAUCAGUAACGCUACCUCUGCAGCACUGAAAAUUGAGCAUAAAAAUAAUAUAAAAGAAGUCAAAAACGAUGAAACGUACCUUGUUGAGAAAGUUGAGACACAAGUCAAUAGUUCACAAGACGAAAAAGAUACAGAUGAUACUCACUUGGUGGAAGAAAAAAUCAAAAAACUACUGGACGAAGUAUGUAAACAGCAGACGGUGAUUGCACAAACCAGUCAAGCAUUGAACUUAUGUGCUGCUACUAUUGAAUUUUCGGGAUCAACUGAGUCGGUUGAGGGCGAGCGGCAUUUACUUGUAGCAACUCAUCGCCGUCAGGCCUGUUUAGAUGAAAUACAACGUUUACGAGUAGAGAAGUGCUUGCGCCCAACAGGUUCAUUACGAGAUAAAGGACGCCUUACAGUUAAGGAAAUAACUAUACCAUUACGACAAGACUACAUACGCAAACUAGCUGCGGACACCAUUUCCGGCCAUCAUUUGGUUUGUUUACUAAAGUACAAUGAAUAUGUUUUGGCCACAAAGACAGUACCCACUCUUCCUGGCCUUCUAGCCGUUAAAUUCCCUGAUGUUUUAAUAAUGAAUAACGUUUAUGCAGAUUUUAGGAUUACCCUAGAAAUUUACGGUAUGACUGCCCAGCGAGAAGUUUUGCCACACGAAGUAAAAUAUCAUAUUAAUUUGAAUAAAAAAUGUGGCAUAAAAACCCCUAAAAAGAAGGGCAGUGAAAAUCGCUUAGUUAUGCCUCCAGUACAAAGCCCUGCGGGGCCAAACGUCGUGCGCACGCCGGCAUUGGUGCAAUAUGGUUUUGCCAUAUUUUCUUUACGUGAGAUACAGCGGACCUCAUGGACCCUAACACAAGUUCUUGGUGUAAGUCCAUUGGAAGGAGUUGUGCAUAUGAAAGCUAAUUGUGAAUUAUCUGUUUUGGUGGAACAUCGCGGUUUUCUAACGAUGUUUGAAGACAUUUCUGGUUUCGGGGCUUGGCAUCGACGCUGGUGUUAUUUAAAUGGAAGUGUACUUAAUUAUUGGAAGUACCCAGAUGAUGAGCGUAAAAAAACGCCUAUCGGCACCAUCGAUUUGUAUGCUUGUCAUACACAGAAAGUAACCGUAGCGCCUCGUGACAUAUGUGCCCGUCUUAACACAAUGUUGCUCGAAUUCGAGCGACCCGCAAAAGAAACAGACGUAGAAUCACUCAUUAUUGUUCCAAAUGGCCGCAACACAAUUGUGAGAUACCUGCUUUCAGCUGAUACGAAAGAAGAGCGAGAACUUUGGUGUGCUUACUUCAAUAAAGUCUUACUGUUGCUGCGCGCUUGGGGACCGCCGCAGUGA
This is a messenger RNA of Bactrocera tryoni, 3948 nucleotides long. RefSeq names its product anillin (gene scra). Gene Ontology annotation, cellular component: actomyosin contractile ring. The coding region runs from base 1 to 3948 and encodes 1315 amino acids. NCBI's taxonomy places the organism in Eukaryota, Metazoa, Arthropoda, Insecta, Diptera, Tephritidae. The transcript is spliced from 12 exons. Gene Ontology annotation, biological process: septin ring organization; mitotic cytokinesis; actomyosin contractile ring assembly. The record is from RefSeq and is a predicted model, not a curated record.